AAAACAGGUGUCGGUAAAAGUGCAACCAUAAAUUCGAUAUUUGAUGAAGUUAAGUUUGACACUGAUGCUUUUCAGUUGGGGACAAAAAAGGUUCAGGAUGUUGUUGGGACUGUGCAGGGAAUCAAGGUUCGAGUAAUUGAUACUCCUGGGCUUCUGCCUUCCUGGUCAGACCAGCGCCAGAAUGAGAAGAUCCUUCAUUCUGUGAAACGAUUUAUUAAUAAGACACCCCCAGAUAUUGUUCUGUAUCUUGACAGAUUGGAUAUGCAGAGCAGAGAUUAUGGUGAUAUGCCGUUGUUGAGGACAAUUACCGAAAUCUUUGGACCAUCAAUAUGGUUUAAUGCCAUAGUUGUUCUGACGCAUGCUGCAUCUGCUCCACCUGAAGGCCCCAAUGGUACUGUAACGAGCUAUGACAUGUUUGUAACUCAGCGGUCUCAUGUUGUCCAGCAAGCAAUACGUCAGGCUGCCGGAGAUAUGCGCCUUAUGAAUCCUGUUUCGCUAGUUGAGAAUCACUCAGCAUGCAGGACAAAUAGGGCUGGACAAAGAGUGUUGCCAAAUGGACAGGUUUGGAAGCCUCACUUGUUACUUCUGUCGUUUGCGUCAAAAAUAUUGGCUGAAGCAAACACAUUGCUUAAAUUACAAGAUAGCCCACCAGGCCGGCCUUAUGCCACUAGAACGAGAUCUCCUCCUUUACCUUUCUUGCUGUCAUCCCUUCUACAGUCAAGGCCACAGGUUAAACUACCAGCGGAUCAAUUUGGUGAUGACGAUGAGACCUUGGAUGAUGAUCUGGAUGAGUCUUCAGACUCAGAAGAUGAAUCAGAAUAUGAUCAGCUGCCACCUUUCAAACGCUUGACCAAAGCUCAGCUGGCAAAGUUGUCCAAAGACCAGAGGAAGGCAUACAAUGAUGAGCUGGAAUACAGGGAAAAGCUUUUUAUGAAAAAGCAGUUGAAGGAAGAGAGGAAGAGGCGGAAGAUGAUGAAGAAAAUGCAAGCUGCAGCUGAAAGUUUACCACCAACUGAUCCCAGUGAAAAUGUAGAUGAGGAGACUAGCGGUGCAGCAUCAGUGCCAGUACCCAUGCCAGACUUGGCGUUACCAGCGUCAUUUGAUUCUGAUAAUCCAACUCAUAGAUAUCGAUAUCUCGAUUCUUCUAAUCAGUGGCUUGUGAGGCCUGUCCUAGAACCUAAUGGUUGGGACCAUGAUGUUGGUUAUGAGGGCAUCAAUGUAGAAAGAUUGUUUGUUGUCAAAGACAAGAUCCCUAUAUCUUUGUCCAGUCAGGUUUCGAAGGACAAAAAGGACACCAAUCUUCAAAUGGAAAUUGCAAGUUCAGUGAAGCAUGGGGAUGGAAAAGCUACUUCUGUAGGUUUUGAUAUGCAGUCAGUCGGUAAAGACCUUGCUUAUACUCUUCGCAGUGAGACCAGAUUCUGCAAUUAUAGGAAGAAUAAGGCGACAGCUGGUCUUUCAGUAACUCUCUUAGGUGAUGUCAUGACAGGUGGGGUGAAAGUUGAGGACAAAUUGGCUUUUAAUAGACGGGGACUAUUGGUUGUGUCUGGGGGUGCCAUGUUUGGCCGUGGUGAUGUUGCUUAUGGUGGUAGUUUGGAAGCGACGUUGCGAGACAAAGAUCAUCCUCUUGGUCGUUUCCUCUCAACUUUGGGGCUCUCGGUUAUGGACUGGCAUGGAGAUCUUGCUAUCGGAUGCAAUUCACAAACACAGAUACCUAUUGGACGACACACAAACUUGAUUGGCCGUGUCAACAUUAACAAUAAGGGGUCUGGACAAGUUAGUAUUCGUUUGAACAGUUCAGAACAGCUUCAGAUUGCCUUGGUAAGCUUAAUUCCACUUGUCCAAAAGCUGCUUAGCUUCUCUCAACCAGUGCAAUUUUGAUGAUGAUGAAAAUAAGGCCACUGCACCAUACUGCCAUUCAGUAAUCCGCAAAUCACUUCUAUAGUGGCCAUCAGCUGAUCUGCAUCACUGAACACACAUUGUUUUCUUGAGACGAGAGAGAGAGGAGAUGCGUUAUCGAGCUUCAUGAGGAAAAAUGUUUGUCCAAUAUCAUCUGAAAGCAUUCGGUUGUAGCCUAAGAAGAGAGUUUAGCCAACCCCCCUGUUCAAAUUUCAAUUUUGGUUAUUAUCAUGAAACUGAGAUUGAAUGUUCUUGUAAACUUGAUUGGGAAACGUUUAGCUGGUUAAGUUUCUAAAUAGAUAAUGAAAAAUGGGUUAAUGGUAUAGCAAAUUGAGUUUAGCUAUUGUAAAUGGGGGCUGCUGUUAUGCCCCUGAUGAGCUGUUCCGGUAUGCUCUUUUCCCGGGCUACAUUGAACUGCAUUUUUGUAUUUGGUCUGCACUUCCUUGCUGGUUAAGUAGUUUCUAGUCUUGAGAUUUAUUGUGAGAUUUUAAUGAUUGGAGUUUAUUUAGCUCAGUCGGAUGGAUGCUUGUGCUUUUAUUCUAUUAAUAAUAGUAACAUACAAAGCCAA
Molecule: messenger RNA, 2464 nt
Organism: Nicotiana tabacum (common tobacco)
Lineage: Eukaryota; Viridiplantae; Streptophyta; Magnoliopsida; Solanales; Solanaceae
Source: RefSeq, a predicted model, not a curated record